This is a messenger RNA of Eriocheir sinensis (Chinese mitten crab), 1523 nucleotides long. RefSeq names its product putative protein TPRXL. Bases 109 to 960 code for a protein of 283 amino acids. The record is from RefSeq and is a predicted model, not a curated record. The transcript has 2 exons. Lineage: Eukaryota; Metazoa; Arthropoda; Malacostraca; Decapoda; Varunidae.
UGCAUCUCGUUCUCUCUCCCUCCCUCAUUCUCUCGCGGGCCAGGGAGGAGGAAGGACGUCAGUUUGAGCUCCCUGUCACUCCCUCACUCACGCACUCCUUCACUCAGCAUGGCUACGAUAAAGGUGGUGAUGAUGGCGGUGGUGAUGGUGUUGGUGCAAUGUGGAGGAGGUGGUGGUGGUGGUGGGGGUGGUGUUGAGGCUGCCCCCCCCACCUCCCUCCCCGCCAAGCCUGUACCCCGCCCCCCCAUCACGCCCCUUGCCCCCCCCAGCCCCGUCAAGCAGAAGUUGGCAGCCCACAAACUCCAGUUCCCUGUCAAGAGCUCGUUAAAGGGGAGAGUUGAGGAGGGUUCUUCGUCUUCCUCUUCCUCUUCCUCUUCCUCCUCCUCUUCUUCAGUGUCCGUUUCCGUGUCCUCCUCUUCCUCCUCUUCCCCUGCUGGUACGUCUCCAAUGCCUGAGUUCUCUUCCUCUUCCUCUUCCUCCUCCUCUACUUCUUCUGUGCAGCCUGAUUCCUCUUCGUCUCCUCCUCCUCCUACUUCUUCUUUCUCCUCCUCUUCUGUGCAACCUGAUUCCUCUUCAUCUCCUCCUCCUCCCACUUCUUCCUCCUCCUCCUCCUCCUCCUCCUCCUCCUCCUCGUCACCUCCACCUACCCGGCCAGCUUACAUCGAUUCCGGACUCUUCAGACAUCAAGUUGUGCAGGCGAGAGCGAGAACAAGCACGAGGGGGACGCCCACAAACCUCGAGGCAUCCACGGAGCCCACGACCACGCGACUCACGACCUCCCCCGACCCUGCCCCGACCCCGAGUCACCCAGAAACUGCCAGACUGGUGUCAAACGGCGAUUCUCACGACUAUGAUGGGUAUUUCUCGGUGUGGGAUGACCUCUCGCCCUUCGGUGGAGAAUUCGGGGGUUUUGGGCAUGAGCUGAGGUUCGCGGGUGGGUUCAGACCGGCCGGACACUAAACAGACAGUAGUAGUAGUAGUAGUAGUAGUAGUAGUAGUAGUAGUAGUAGUAGUGGUAGUGGUGGUGGUGAUGGUUGUGGUAUCAGUGCCUUAAAAGAUUUCAUUGUACUUAUUUUUGUAUUACUGUGUGUGUGUGUGUGUGUGUGUGUGUGUGUGUGUGUGUGUGUGUGUGUGUGUGUGUGUGUGUGUGUGUGUGUGUGUGUGUGUGUGUGUGUGUGUGUGUGUGUGUGUGUGUGUGUGUGUGUGUGUGUGUGUGUGUGUUCUGGGUUUUGUAAAGUAUUGUUGUGCAUAAAAAAAAUAAGUCUUCCAUUCUUUUGUAUUUCAUUUUUUUUUUGUUCCACUUUAUAAUGAAAAACGUCGCCUAUUAUUUUGCGCUUUCAUUUUCUCUCUCUCUCUCUCUCUCUCUCUCUCUCUCUCUCUCUCUCUCUCUCUCUCUCUCUCUCUCUCUCUCUCUCCCCCCCAUCGUGGCAUUCUAGACUAAAGGUUGUGAUUUUUUGUUACAUUAAACUGACCUGAUUGUAAUUCCCUUAAUGUAACCGUUAAUACAACUGUUAUGAUCAUGA